Molecule: messenger RNA, 1701 nt
Organism: Arabidopsis arenosa
Lineage: Eukaryota; Viridiplantae; Streptophyta; Magnoliopsida; Brassicales; Brassicaceae
Source: the annotation of a GenBank genome assembly
AGAGAGAGAGAAGGAGAGAUCUUUUGGGAGAGGAGAAAAAAUGGGAAGAGGGAGAGUAGAAUUGAAGAGGAUAGAGAACAAGAUCAAUAGGCAAGUGACGUUUGCAAAGAGAAGGAAUGGUCUUUUGAAGAAAGCAUACGAGCUUUCAGUUCUAUGUGAUGCAGAAGUUGCUCUCAUCAUCUUCUCAAAUAGAGGAAAGCUGUACGAGUUUUGCAGUAGUUCGAGCAUGCUUCGGACACUGGAGAGGUACCAAAAGUGUAACUAUGGAGCACCAGAACCCAAUGUGCCUUCAAGAGAGGCCUUAGCAGUUGAACUUAGUAGCCAGCAGGAGUAUCUCAAGCUUAAGGAGCGUUACGACGCCUUACAGAGAACCCAAAGGAAUCUUUUGGGAGAAGAUCUUGGUCCUCUAAGUACAAAGGAACUUGAGUCACUUGAGAGACAGCUUGAUUCUUCCUUGAAGCAGAUCAGAGCUCUCCGGACACAGUUUAUGCUCGACCAGCUCAACGAUCUUCAGAGUAAGGAACGCAUGCUGACUGAGACCAAUAAAACUCUAAGACUAAGGUUAGCUGAUGGGUAUCAGAUGCCACUCCAGCUGAACCCUAACCAAGAAGAGGUUGAUCACUACGGUCGUCAUCAUCAACACUCCCAAGCUUUCUUCCAGCCUUUGGAAUGUGAACCCAUUCUUCAGAUCGGGUAUCAGGGGCAGCAAGAUGGAAUGGGAGCAGGACCAAGUGUGAAUAAUUACAUGUUGGGUUGAGUCGAUGCUGCUAGUGUCAUUGCAAGGGUGGAUGAACUCAUGAAAGAUCACCAGAAUCUGCUUCUUGGUUUCAGUGUCUUCCUUUCAGCUAACAUGAAUUUUAUAAGGAAGCUUAAGGCAAGGAAUCAGGGCGAUGGUAGUCAUGUAGUUGACUCAGUUCUUCAGAUAUUAAGACUGUACAGAGUGGGAAAAAAAUCCAAAAAUGAGGCGUAUCAGGAGGUCGUUGAACUUGUUCAGGAUCAUGAAGAGUUAGUCAUGGAGCUUUCAGAAAUUUUCAGUGGACUCACUGAUCCAUCAGGGUCAACCUCUACUAGUGAUAGUCAGAUAGCUAAUGACAUUGGAAGACUAAUCGGUAUAGCUACUUUCAGUGCAAGCAUGCAGGACCUCAUGAAAGAUCACGCGAAUCUGUGUCUUGGUUUAAAUGUCUUACUUCCACCUGAGUAUCAUAUAACCAUCCCUCCAGAGGCUAGCACAGAAGUCGAUGCCGCUAGAGUCAUUGCUAGGGUGGAGGAACUCAUGAAAGAUCACUUGCAUCUACUUCUUGGUUUCAGUGUCUUCCUUUCAGCUACAAUGAGUUUUACCACGAAGCUUAAGGCAAGGUUUCAGGGUGAUAGUAGUCAUGUAGUUGACUCAGUUCUUCAGAUAAUGAAAAUGUACGGUGAGGGAAACAAGUCCAGAAAUGAUGCGUAUCAGGAGGUCGUUGCACUUGUUCAGGGUCAUGAAGAUUUACUCAUGGAGCUUUCAGAAAUUUUCGGUGAUCCAUAGAGUCUAGAGAUAGCCAGAUAGCUAAGGAAAGUACUGGAAGACUGUAUAUAAGUAGGAAUGCGUGUGUGUGUUCUUUUUUGAUCGAAGCUUGGGAAGAGCUUAACUCUUUAGAUGGAACUGAAUAAGUAAAAGAGGUCACUGAAUAAGCUCUGUUACUAGAAUAAUAGGAGUCACAUUUG